Messenger RNA from Spea bombifrons (plains spadefoot toad), 6722 nucleotides. It is a transcript of the gene TANC2, whose product is annotated as tetratricopeptide repeat, ankyrin repeat and coiled-coil containing 2. The record is from RefSeq and is a predicted model, not a curated record. Lineage: Eukaryota; Metazoa; Chordata; Amphibia; Anura; Pelobatidae. Gene Ontology annotation, biological process: regulation of dendritic spine morphogenesis. Gene Ontology annotation, molecular function: protein binding. Gene Ontology annotation, cellular component: dendritic spine. The transcript is spliced from 27 exons. Bases 37 to 6207 code for a protein of 2056 amino acids.
AGAUCGUCAGCUCGAUUCCGGCCCGACGGCGCAGACAUGUUUCGCAACAGUUUGAAGAUGCUUCUCAGCGGCGGAAAAUCAAACCGGAAAAACCGGUCCAGCGAUGGAGGGAAUGAGGAACCCCUGGACAGGAGGCAGCACAGCGUAGACUCCCGUCACAGCCGCGUUGCACAAGGGAGUUCCUCCUCGGAAAACGAUUGUGCGUUUGAGCCGGAUUACUCUAUCGCCCCCCUGCCUGUCAACGAGGGAAUGCAGCAUAUCCGAAUGAUGGAGGGCAUGUCCCGCUCCUUACCCUCAUCUCCUUUACUCACCCACCAGGCCAUCAGCGUGCGGCUGCAGCCUGUGAAGAAGCUGACCGCCCCGCUGAGGAAAGCAAAAUUUGUCGAGAGCCCCAGAAUUCCAGAAUCUGAAUUAGGAUCCCCGACUCUUGGCUCGUCCCAGAAACUGGACGCUGAUGCCUACCUAUUGGGGGAAGAGGAGUCUGUCCUUGGUCCUCCCCCAUCCGUUGAUGAAGCUGCCAACACCCUCAUGACCCGACUGGGCUUCCUCCUGGGAGACAAAGUCAGUGAAGUCCAGGCCACCGGUCCCCAGUACAGUAUGGAGGGGCAGGAGGAAAACCAGGGCUCUGCGGUGACCCAGCGGAUCAGUCCUUGUUCUACCCUAACCAGCAGUACGGCUUCUCCACCUGCCAGCAGCCCCUGUUCUACCCUUCCACCACCCAAUACCAACGCCCCUGCCAAGGAUUGCAGCCCGACCUCCACUCUGGAGAGCAGGGACAGUGGCAUCAUAGCCACCCUUACCAGCUACUCCGAGAAUAUGGACCGGUCCAAGUAUGGGGCAGAGAGCGGCAAGGAUGGGAGCAACCGCGCAUGUGGGAAGCAAACCCAGAAGUCCAUAGAUUCUUGUCUGUACCGGGUGGAUGAGAACAUCAUGGCCUCUACUUUCAGUCUCAACAAAAUCCCAGAGAGGGGACUGGAUACAGGGCUAUCCCAGUCGGUACAGUCCAUCCCGCUCUACCUCAUGCCUCGUCCCAACUCCGUGGCAGCCACCAGUUCGGCCCAUCUGGAAGACCUCGCUUACCUAGAUGAACAGCGACAUACGCCGCUGCGUACCUCUCUACGGAUGCCUCGGCAGACCUUGGCUGGACCACGUACUCCACAGGACCUACGAGUCCGUUUUGCCCCCUAUCGCCCGCCAGACAUCUCCCUGAAGCCUUUGCUCUUUGAGGUGCCGAGCAUCACUACAGACACCACGUUUGUGGGCCGCGAUUGGCUCUUCCACGAGAUCGAUGCGCGGCUGCAGAGCGAGGACGAGAGCGUCAACCAGGGCGUCGUGAUCUGUGGCAACAUCGGCUUCGGGAAAACGGCCAUCAUCUCUCGACUGGUGUCCUUGAGCUGCCACGGGACCCGUAUGAGACAAAUCUCUUCUGAUAGCCCCCACGCUUCACCGAAACAUUCUGAGGCAAAUAGAGACCUGACCCAACCAGGACAAACCCACACGGGUAUAUCCAGUGGGAGCUGCCCUGGAACCCCAGAAAUGCGCAGGCGGCAGGAGGAAGCGAUGAGGAGGAUAGCUGCACAGGUAGUGGCGUAUCACUACUGCCAGGCUGACAACGCCUACACCUGUCUGGUACCCGAAUUCGUCCACAACGUGGCUGCCCUGCUAUGCCGUGCCCCCCAACUCGUGGCUUACAGAGAACAGCUCUUGCGCGAGCCUCACCUACAGAGCCUGCUGAGUUUACGUUCCUGUGUUCAGGACCCGGCUGCAUCCUUCCGAAGAGGUGUUCUUGAGCCUUUAGAAAACUUAUACAAAGAAAGAAAGAUCCCGGAUGAAGAUUAUAUUAUUUUAAUAGAUGGUCUUAACGAGGCAGAAUUCCACAAGCCAGAUUAUGGAGAUACAAUUGUUUCCUUCCUGAACAAGAUGAUAGGAAAAUUCCCCCACUGGCUAAAACUCAUCGUGACUGUGAGGACCACCCUGCAGGAAAUCACCAAGCUGCUUCCAUUCCACCGUAUUUUCCUUGAUCGGUUAGAAGAAAAUGAGGCCAUAGACCAGGACCUUCAGGCUUAUAUUCUACAACGAAUCCACAGUAGCUCAGAGAUUCAGAACAAUAUUUCUCUCAAUGGCAAAAUGGACAACACCACCUUUGGAAAGCUAAGUUCGCACCUAAAGACGUUGAGUCAGGGCUCCUACCUGUACCUGAAGCUGACAUUUGACCUAAUAGAGAAGGGCUAUUUAGUUCUCAAGAGCUCGAGCUACAAGGUUGUCCCUGUGUCACUGUCUGAAGUUUACCUCCUUCAGUGCAACAUGAGGUUCCCAACUCAAUCCUCUUUUGAGAGGGCCCUGCCUCUUCUUAAUGUAGCAGUGGCCUCUCUCCACCCGUUGACGGAUGAACACAUCUUCCAGGCGAUCAAUGCAGGCAGCGUGGAUGGAGGUCUGGAAUGGGAGGACUUCCAGCAACGUAUGGAAAACCUUUCCAUGUUCUUGAUCAAGAGGAGGGACCUGACUCGCAUGUUUGUGCACCCAUCCUUCCGGGAGUGGCUGAUCUGGAGGGAGGAUGGAGAGAAGACCAAGUUCUUAUGUGACCCAAGGAACGGACACAUUCUCCUUGCGUUCUGGUUCGCUCGUCAGGAAGGAAAGUUGAAUCGGCAGCAAACCAUUGAGCUGGGACACCAUAUACUCAAAGCUCAUAUCUUCAAGGGUCUGAGUAAAAAGGUCGGUGUCUCCUCAUCCAUCUUACAAGCCCUGUGGAUUUCCUACAGCACUGAUGGUCUUUCCAUGGCGUUGGCGUCUCUUAGAAAUCUCUACACGCCCAACAUCAAGGUGAGCCGGCUGCUGAUCAUGGGUGGAGCCAAUGUGAAUUAUCGCACCGAGGUACUGAACAACGCCCCCAUCCUGUGCGUCCAGGCGCACCUGGGGUACACCGAGAUGGUGGCCCUCCUACUAGAGUUCUCUGCCAACGUGGACGCCAGUUCAGAGAGUGGUCUUACCCCGCUGGCAUACGCAGCUGCAUCUGGUCACCUCACCAUUGUCAUGCUUCUCUGCAAAAGACGUGCCAAGGUAGACCUGCUAGAUAAGAACGGCCAGUGUGCUUUGGUCCAUGCUGCCCUGCGAGGUCACCUGGAAGUCGUCAAAUACCUCAUCCAGUGUGACUGGACCAUUGCCGGACAGCAGCCGGGCGUUCUGAAGAAAAGCCAAGCUAUCCAGCAAGCCCUGAUCGCGGCCGCCAGCAUGGGCUAUUCCGAGAUUGUGUCUUACCUGCUCGAUCUACCUGAGAAGGACGAAGAGGAAGAGCAGAGAGCUCAGAUAAACAGCUUUGAUGGCCUCUGGGGAGAGACAGCUCUGACAGCCGCAGCAGGGAGAGGGAAGCUAGACGUUUGCCGUCUUCUUCUGGAGCAAGAGGCAGCCGUGUCCCAACCAAACCGCCGAGGAGUGGUCCCAAUAUUCAGUGCCGUCAGACAGGGGCACUGGCAGAUCGUGGACCUUCUUCUGAACCACGGGGCAGAUGUCAACAUGGCAGAUAAACAGGGCCGCACUCCGCUAAUGACAGCCGCGUCAGAGGGGCACAUCGCUACUGUUGAAUUUCUACUUGCACAAGGUGCUUCCAUAGGCCUUAUGGACAAAGAGGGUCUGACUGCUCUGAGCUGGGCUUGUCUCAAAGGUCAUCUCCCCGUGGUUCGUGCUCUGGUGGAAAAUGGUGCCGCCACUGACCACGCAGAUAAGAACGGGCGCACGCCGCUGGACCUUGCUGCUUUCUAUGGAGAUGCAGAGGUGGUCCAGUUCCUGGUAGAUCAUGGCGCAAUGAUCGAACACGUGGAUUACAGUGGAAUGCGCCCACUGGAUAGAGCCGUGGGCUGCAGGAACACCUCCGUGGUGGUGGCUCUGUUGAAGAAGGGAGCCAAGAUAGGCUGUCAGACUUUACCGAGCCGUCCAAAAGGUCCAGCCACCUGGGCCAUGGCAACUUCCAAGCCAGACAUCAUGGUCAUUCUGCUGAGUAAACUGAUGGAGGAAGGAGACAUGUUCUACAAGAAGGGGAAAGUAAAAGAGGCUGCGCAGAGGUACCAAUACGCCAUGAAGAAGUUCCCCCGUGAGGGAUUUGGGGAGGAUCUCAAGACCUUUCGGGAGCUCAAGGUGUCUCUUCUACUCAACCUAUCUCGUUGCCGACGGAAGAUGAAUGACUUUGGCAUGGCGGAGGAAUUCGCCACUAAAGCUCUGGAGCUCAAGCCGAAAUCCUACGAGGCAUUCUACGCACGAGCCAGAGCCAAACGGAGCAGCAGGCAAUUUACAGCUGCUCUGGAAGAUCUGAACGAGGCCAUCCAGCUUUGCCCCAACAACCGGGAGAUCCAGAGGCUCCUGAUGAGAGUGGAGGAAGAGUGCAGGCAAGUUCAGCAGGAGGAGGAGGAGGUUCAGGAGAUGCAUGACGAGCCUGAGCCAGAAGUCCAGCAUGACGAGAUAGACUCCACACAGGAAGACAUCUACGAAGAGGAAUAUGUUGAGCAAGACAUGGACAACAUGCCAAUGGGGUUACAGAAUGAAGGGAGGCAAUGCCAGGGUCUUCCAGGCAUGCAGAGUCCACCUCAGUCUCCUGCACAUCGGGACUCAGCCUACAUGUCUGGGUCACACCAAGUCUUCGACUUCAGGUCAAACAGCUCGGUGGGAUCUCCUACACGGCAAGGCUACCAAUCUACUUCGCCGUCGCUUUCCCCCACACACCAAAACUCCCACUACAGACCGAGUCCACCACACACAUCUCCAGCUCAUCAGAGCUCUCCGUAUGGAUUCAGCCCGCCACCUGUGGGAAACCAAAUGAUGGAUUACCCCAGCCCACCUCCUUCACCGCUGCGAAGAGCACCACAGUACAGAGCUAGUCCCCCCAGUGAAAGCAUUGGGAUGUAUAGACAACAGUCAGGAUCCCCAGUGCGGUACCAGCAAGAGCCAUGUGUUAGUCAACACCCCGGAAGGCCAAAAUCUCCAUUGUCUAAGAUGUCUCAGAGGUCUUUCCAAAUGUCACAGCUUCCAACUGCUGUUCCCCAACCUGCGCACAGGUUGCAGCCGGCCAAGGCUCAGAUUGUACGGAGCAACCAACCCAGCUCUGCUGUACACUCCAGUGCUGUGAUUCCUGGAGGAACAUAUGGCCAAGUGACACACGGCAUGGCCAGUAAGUACCAGACGUCAUCAGGGGAAAUGAGCCAAAGUCGUCUAGUGUACCAAGCAUCCCUGGGGGGUCUUAUAGCUGAUGGACGCCCUUUGCAGCAUGUGCAGGCCAGUUUGAGUGCAGGGGCCAUCUGCCAGCAUGGAGGAAUUGUGAAAGAGGACAUACCCCAGCGGCCGACAUCUGCCUACAGGGGUGGAAUGAGGUACAACCAAACACCACAGAUUGGGCGAAGCCAGUCUGCCUCCUACUACCCGGUAUGCCACACCAAGCUGGAUCUUGAGCGUUCCUCUAUCCCCUCUAGCCAGCUGGGUUCUCCUGAUGUCUCUCAUCUUAUCAGGAGGCCAGUGAGCAUCAAUCCCAACGAAAUAAAGCCUCAUCCACCGACUCCAAGGCCGCUGUUGCACUCACAGAGCGUAGGACUUCGCUUCUCUCCAUCGAGUAACAGCAUUUCGUCCUCUUCCAGCCUCUCCACCUCCUUCCGUCCUUCUGCCUCCAUUCAACAGAUGGAGAUCCCACUCAAGCCGGCCUACGAUAGGCUCUGUGACGAGUUGUCUCCUGUGUCCCCUCCCCAGGGGAAUUACCCAAACGAGCCAGCUCGCUCCAGGAACACCCCUUUCAUGGGUAUAAUUGAUAAGACGGCACGGACUCAGCAGUAUCCUCACCACCAUCAGCAGAGCCGGACAUGGGCCGUGUCUUCUGUGGACACUGUUCUCAGCCCCACGUCUCCUGGGAUCCACCCUCAGCAAGAAUCCUUCAGCCCCCCAUCCUCUAUAAGCAACAUCGCCUUUUAUAACAAAACCAACAAUGCACAGAACGGACAUCUACUCGAAGACGAUUACUACGGCCCACAUGGAGUGCUGGCCAACGGCUCUCGGGGGGACAUACUGGAGAGAGUCACACAGGCAUCUUCUUACCCCGACGUAAAGGUGGCCAGAACAUUGCCUGUUGCUCAGGCUUACCAGGACAACCUGUAUCGUCAGCUAUCCCGGGACUCCCGACAGGGCCAGACUUCGCCCAUCAAACCAAAGAGACCAUUUGUGGAGUCUAAUGUGUAGGACAACAGACGUGCCCCUAUCCUAUUUUUCCCUCCCAACACAACCUCCCUGUAAACCUCCUCCUUAAAACCUGGCGAGGGAGAAAAUCUUCCUGAAGCAUCGGUCUUCUCCCUUUCCUUCUCCUCCACUCGCCAGCUCUGAACUAAUAACUACAUUAUCUCUGACCUGCUGGAACAAAUUGGAUUUCUUGGGUUAUACACAACGGGACAACCCUGUUUCCCCCGCCCCCCCACGGUCUUAUUUUUAAUUUGGGAAUGUAUUUUAUUGUUAAAAAGAAACUAGAUUUUAACCAUAAAUUGCACUUACCUCGCUAGGACAACCAGUUAGCCCCUAGUCCCACCUUUUUUGGGGGGGAUUUACGAGGAGCGACCUUUCGUUUGCUCCUUUUGACAGAGCUCCUGCAGACAGUGCGCGUAGGGCUCACUUAAUAUAACGUCGCGCAUGUCUAAAUUACACAUCAAUCCUUCUUGUGUGAGAAGAGCGUCCUCAGCACAAUUGGGGAAAUCUUGAAAUUC